Exophiala oligosperma is the source of this 1011-nucleotide messenger RNA. RefSeq lists its product as uncharacterized. The coding region runs from base 1 to 1011 and encodes 336 amino acids. The transcript has 4 exons. Lineage: Eukaryota; Fungi; Ascomycota; Eurotiomycetes; Chaetothyriales; Herpotrichiellaceae. The record is from RefSeq and is a predicted model, not a curated record.
AUGGAAGGGCCGCUGACAGAAGAGUAUGGCUCAGACAAUAUCGAAGUCGAGAAGCCCCUCUUCGAGGCGGAUGAUUUCGUCGAGCUUAUCGGCUACCACUGGGCUUCGGAUAUCAAGUGUUUCCUAAUGAACGAACCCCGAGACUGGUGCCGAUAUGCUUCGGCUGGGGGUGAAAUUAAUAAAGACGUCGUCGGGUCAAAAGCGGAAAUGACCGUAAGGAUCUCUUCCGCCGAGGAGUUUAUAAGGCUAACGCGGCUACAAAGGAAAAAGUAUACCUUCAAUUUGGACGACAACCCAAUCUUCUGCCCCAUCACCCACAUUGCCAGCUUGGCUUUCGACGACUCAGCGUUCGGGCUACUCGGUCUUAAGUCACCCGACAUUCUGUUCCGUCUACGGGCGCGGCGAGAAAAGGGAUGUCAGCCGAUUCCGUGGAGAAAAGAUAUGCUUGACGUGCCCAUCUUUCGCCUUCCCGUCGCCACUCAGGAAGGUGUCAAGACAUCGCCAGAUAAAGCUCUGACCUACAACGUCUAUCAGGCCUGGGUCAAGCGUCUGGGCAACGCCAUCAAUGAUGAUCCCAAAUCUAACGCGGCCGUCCGUAACCUUGCCCUGGGUCAUGUUGGAUCUUCCACGAUCUUCGAACGGAAUUACCUAUCUCGUAUGAUUCGUUACAGUACGCAGGACGCGUUCUGGAAUCGGGACGGUAAUCCGCAGGCGGCCAAAUCGGCCAGCCGCAUCGGACGUCUUCGCGAUCCGAACCGGCCGAGGAAGCUGACUGACGAACAGAGUCAGCGGGUUCGACAGUUACCAUCUGUCCGCCGGCUUCUGGAAUCGCGAGAUCGGGUUCGCAGCCUUAUCCUUCGGGAGUUCGGAGUGCUUCGAAUGGCGGUUGGAGAAGCAAUUCAUGGGGAGUAUAAGAAGUUGGACCGAAUGGUUAACAGCACGAUUCGAGCUGAGGAGCGAGCUCUAUUGAAGUUGCAGCCAGCGAGAGUACGACGAAACGGCUCCUGUUGA